CCCUGUUCUGCUGAUUGUGUUCUUGUGGACUGUUCCUGAAAGGCUUGACCUGUGUCGCUGUAGGUGUUUUUGGUUACAAGGCUUCCAAAAGGGAAGGCACAAGGCAGACCAACCCCACUACAGGGUCACAGCAAGAAGUAGGAAACUUUCUUGAUCAAGUUUAACCGUAGGAGAAUGAGUGGGCUCCGUCUUGAUGGGGUGAAAAUCCCACACUGUUAUGGAUGCUCUGGAGAGCUUGCAGAGCAGGUGACCUGUGCUGCUUGAUCCAUGGCGUAAACAAAGACUGGUCGGUCGUGUUUGCUAAUACCUGCCUAAGGGAAAAUAAAGAAAAAUACAGCUAGUUGGUAAUCUUUUUUUCAGAUUUGAAUCGUCUAAAGUGAUAUAAAGAGUCCUGAAAUCUGUAUCCUAUAUUUAAUGAAUUAGAUGUUUACUCCAAGUAAUGAGUACAAGUGCUCCAAAGUUGUUAGUGUGGUUAGCACGUAUUUUUCACACCCUCAUCUUCCAGAGGAGGGGUGAGCGAGGAGGGGAGUGACACACCUCGGGCUUAUGCCAGGCCUGCGAAACAGCCAGGACUGGGUUGUUGAUAUCCACAGGCAUCUGUCCUGGCAGAGCAGCCCCUGCCUGGCGCCUGGAUGGGAUGGAGGUGAUGAGAAAGUGAGUUUUGUUCAGCCACCCCAAUCAGGUCCCUUCCUCUGCCCUGUGUGCAGCUGUCUGCCACUGACCCCUGGAGCCCGUGCAGGGUUUCCAGGGAUGCACUGUGUCUCCUCCCCAGUGCUCGUCAGUGCUGAGGAGCUUUUGCAACCAGUCUGGCAGAGUUUCUAAUAAGUUUUGGGCUCUCUUAGUGUUGAAAGAGCUUUCUUUAAACCCUGCUUUUAAAAGAAGUCUUCUAGUAUCCCCUUACAACCUGCCUAUGCUACGACAGCUUCAAAACACGUGCAGAGAAGGGGCAGCCUGUUCCUGUGAUCUGAACUGGCUUCUGGGUUCGUCAGUCAUGGCACGAAGGGCCUUGAAGCUUGCCUCACUGGCAGCAGCCACUUCUGGCAUCUAUCUGUAUGGCAACAGGUUCCUGGACCCCAAUGAUUUUGGAGUGGUUCGUGUGGGCCGAGCCAUUGCCACAACGGCAGUAAUCAGCUAUGACUACCUCACCUCCCUUCGGAGCGUCCCGUAUGGAUCAGAGGAGUAUGACUCCCUUAAAUCACAGGUGCACCUGCGUUCUGCUGAGCGCCUCCGGGAGCUGUGCUGUGCCAACCGAGGCACCUUCAUCAAGGUGGGACAGCACCUGGGAGCGCUGGACUACCUGCUGCCCGAGGAGUACACCCGCACCCUCAAGGUGCUGCACAGCCAGGCCCCGCAGAGCACCAGGCAGGAGGUUGAGCAAGUCAUCCGCGAGGAUCUGGGCAAAGAGAUAAAAGAGCUCUUCCUGAGUUUUGAGGACACACCCCUGGGAGCAGCGUCACUAGCCCAGGUGCACAAGGCGGUGCUGCAGGAUGGGAGAACAGUGGCAGUGAAAAUCCAGCACCCGAAGGUCCAAGCUCAGAGCUCCAAGGACAUUUUGCUCAUGGAGGUUCUCCUCUUGGUUGUGAAGCAGAUCUUUCCAGAUUUUGAGUUCAUGUGGCUGGUGGAAGAAGCAAAGAAGAAUCUACCUUUGGAGCUGGAUUUUCUCAAUGAAGGCAGAAAUGCUGAGAAGGUUGCUCAUAUGCUGAGGAACUUUGACUUCCUGAAGGUCCCCAGGAUCUACUGGGAGCUCUCAACAAGGCGUGUCCUUCUCAUGGAGUUCAUGGAAGGGGGGCAGGUGAAUGACAGAGCGUACAUGGAGAGGAACGGCAUUGAUGUCAAUGAGAUCUCUCGCAACCUGGGGAAACUCUACAGUGAAAUGAUCUUCGUGAAUGGCUUUGUCCACUGCGACCCGCACCCAGGCAAUGUGCUGGUGAAGAAGUGCCCGGCCUCUGGCAAGGCCCACAUUAUCCUCCUGGACCACGGGCUCUACCAGGUGCUGAGCGAGUCGUUCCGCAUGGACUACUGCCGCCUGUGGCAGGCCCUUAUCAAGGCCGACAUGAAGAGGGUGCAGAAGUACAGCCGGCGGCUCGGGGCGGGGGAUUUGUACCCGCUCUUUGCCUGCAUGCUCACCGCCAGGUCCUGGGAGUCUGUCAACAGGGGCAUUGACCGCUCACCAGUCUCAGCCAGCGAGGACGUGGAGAUCCGGUCCAAUGCUGCUGCUUACCUACCCCAGAUCACCCAGCUCCUCAACAACGUGCCCCGCCAGAUGCUGCUGCUGCUGAAGACCAACGACCUGCUAAGGGGGAUUGAGUCAGCCCUGCACACGCGGGCCAGUGCCAGCUCCUUCCUCAACAUGUCUCGCUGCUGCAUCAGAGCUGUUUCCACGUAUCAGAGGAGCAAGAGUCGCUCACUUUACAGGAGAGUCCAGAUCUCACUCACAGAAGGACUGAGCCUGUGGCAGAUCAACCUGUAUGAACUCUUCCUGUGGCUGAAGGGAUCCCGGCUGGGGAACUGGGUCAUCGCUCUCCUGAGCUGGAUGCACCAUUCCACAUACUGACACGAGCUGGUGGGAGAGGCCUGGCUGUUCCCUCUCUCACUGCUGCUCUCCACGGCACAUUUGCCUUUCUGACUGUUUCUGUCUAUCCUGUGGGCUAUUUUUGGGUCUCGUUCCUUGUUACAUGCUGCACUGUCCUUGCAUGUUACAGCAUUAGCUCUCUCUGUGGCAGCAAGAGGUGGAGUAGGUACCAGGGCUCUGCUGAUUUAUGGGUUAGGAAAGGGAGGUGUGGAGUACCGUGUGUCAGGAAGGGCAUGGUGCUUUCUCUCCCCAUUUGAACAGGGGAAAUUCCACACAGAUUCCAGCGGAACUGCACUGGAAGCAAAAGCCUUUCCUCGGCUCUUUCUUAAACAAUCUUAAAAAAGUUAAGAGAAUCACAGCCCUGUCUAGAACGCCCCAAAACAUUUGUCUGACCCUCAGAGAAAGCUGGUAUAUCCCUUAAAAAUCCGAUAGGGUUUAUAUUAGUUAUUGCAGAGUCUCCCUGCAAGUGCCUGUGUGUUUCUGGACUUUCCCAGGCCCAUUUCUUUGCAGUUGAAGUGGGGGAAGGGGACAGUGGUCCUUCUUCUUUUCCAGGAUUCAGGGAAGGCAGGAAGGAUGACGACUCAGGGCUCUGAAACUGCUGGUGAUGUACGUGUACUGUACGGCGCUGCCACACAGCAAAAUAAAUGUGUUGCAUCAAAGACAUUUGUGGGAGGGAUGCUGGCUGUACACGCAGGGUGACAUUGUGGCCUCUGACCUCUGUCCUGUUCCCGUUUCUCCAUGGAGUGAGCGAUGCCAGGCAGUGCUUGUUAACUCCUUGCAAGUCAAAUGAAAAGCCAUCUUGCUCUGUCCUCUGCUCAA
Molecule: messenger RNA, 3391 nt
Organism: Anas platyrhynchos (mallard)
Lineage: Eukaryota; Metazoa; Chordata; Aves; Anseriformes; Anatidae
Gene: ADCK1
Product: aarF domain containing kinase 1
Biological process (GO): protein phosphorylation; lipid homeostasis; mitochondrion organization
Cellular component (GO): mitochondrial inner membrane
Molecular function (GO): ATP binding; protein kinase activity
Source: RefSeq, a predicted model, not a curated record